AUGAUGAUGAUGAUGAUGAUGAUGAUGAUGAUGAUGAUGAUGAUGAUGAUGAUGAUGAUGAUGAUGAUGAUGAUGAUGAUGAUGAUGAUGAUGAUGAUGAUGAUGAUGAUGAUGAUGAUGAUGAUGAUGAUGAUGAUGAUGAUGAUGAUGAUGAUGAUGAUGAUGAUGAUGAUGAUGAUGAUGAUGAUGUGGUUUAUGAUGAGUGCUGUGCUACUUCUUAUGCUGACAUACUCUCGUGAACGGUUGAGCAAGAUUGUCAUACAGUGA
Messenger RNA from Schistosoma mattheei, 267 nucleotides. The record is from the annotation of a GenBank genome assembly. Lineage: Eukaryota; Metazoa; Platyhelminthes; Trematoda; Strigeidida; Schistosomatidae.